Molecule: messenger RNA, 846 nt
Organism: Trichoderma virens Gv29-8
Lineage: Eukaryota; Fungi; Ascomycota; Sordariomycetes; Hypocreales; Hypocreaceae
Exons: 1
Coding region: 1-846 (281 amino acids)
Source: RefSeq, a predicted model, not a curated record
AUGGCUGGGCGUGCUAUCACCCAAGAUGCGUUGGAAUAUGAACCCAGUUUACCGCCGGCCUAUCGAGACGAAGACAUCCCGGUCCCGCCACCAGAAUAUAGAGCAGCAUCAUCGUUAUACUAUCGCCACUUCCCUUCAAUCAUGACAAUAAAAGCCGGAUGGUCAAAAUCUUUUACAAUUUGUAACACACACUCAAAUGAGGACCUCUAUUUUGCAGAAUUCCACCCUUUUAACUGGUUCUGUACAAAACCCCUCGGCCCAAGAGCAGGCUUUAUUUUGCACAACGGAACCAGCCGCGAAGACGCCGCUCUUGCUGCUGUUGGCGAUAUUACCCUUUUUGAGCAACGGAUCAAUGCCUUUAGCAACAAGAGUCACAUUUUGCUCCCGCCGCUACCGCAGAACGACAAGAGACAGGCUUCGCGUGAUGUGACGGAGACGGAGACAAUGACUGCAAGGUCAGUGGCAAAUAAUGGCGUCAUAUAUCAAUUCUGUAUUGAAGUUGGGAGGGCCAUGAAGAGGGAAAGGUUUGAAUGGAGGAGGAGCGAUGAGGAGGGCGUUGCGUGGAAGCUUGUGAGAUGCCCCAGCUCCUCUCGAAAGGUCCCUCCCGAAGGAGAGAUUAUUGCCACAUUGUCAUGGGUGCCCGUUUUGCUGGCGACCGUCCUUAAUCCGUUGAGUUCCAAGGCAGUUUUUACAUUGCAGUUUAUGAAUAGUCUCGAAUCUGGUGCUUUAGGAGAGCGCUGUGCUCUUACAGUGGUCAUGAGCGCGUUGAGGCUAUGGCAGCAACGUACAAAGGGGAAAGACAAGAGAUCGUACGUUAGGAUUGGCGAGAGGAUGGGUGAGGAUUAG